AUGGCCACUGGCAAGAUCCGUCAGCCUUCCAAAGGGGCUGAUGGAUUCCAGAGCAGAGUGGCAACAUCUCUUAAUCGGAAGCUGGUCGGAGCGGCAGAGAAGCCUCUGACUGUCAAUACACGCUAUGGCCAGCACACUGCUUCUGCCCUCAUGAAGAAGUCUCUCAGCACCGAGCAGAGGCUGGUCACCACUCGGGAGGUGAAGCGGCCCCGAAUUACCCAGCUUCGAGACAUGAGUGAAGCCUCCCAUCACAAGUUCUCAGCAGUUGACCUGCAACGGAGCUUGUUCCAGCCUUUCCCAUUGGAGGUGGUAUUUCAGAGCUAUGUCCCCCAUAAGGACUAUGAAAUGCCUCUGAUUCUGAGAAACAACGACAAGGUUCCUCGGCUGGUGAAGGUCAUGAUGGAGACCUCACCACAUUUCAAGUUGGUCGGUCACAAUGUCGUGUGGCGUAAGGUAGCACCUGGCAUGACUUCAACUUUCCGCAUCCUUUUCACCCCUGAGGAGAACAAGGAUUAUUUCCACCAGCUCACCUGCAUCACAGAAAGGGAAAAGUUUAUUGUGCCAAUUCGAGCUAUAGGUGCUCGAGCUGUCCUGGACUUCCCUGACCAGCUGCACUUCUCCAUCUGUCCAGUCAACUACAGCACUCAGAAAACACUGCUGAUUCGCAACGUUGGUAAUCGGGAGGCCCGCUACCGCAUCAGCACUGAGAGCCCUUUCUCUGUCGAUCCCUCCAUUGGGAACCUUGGGAUUGGUGAAGCGUCACAAGUAACAGUGGAGUUUCACCCGCUGAAAAUCGGGGAUCAUUCCGGGUCCCUGGUAGUUCACUAUGACACAGGUGAAGAUAGCUGCACAAGCCUUUAUGGAUCAGCUGUAGAUGUCAGCGUUGGGCUGAAGAGGAGCUUCUUGACAAUUGAGAAGACUUACCUGACUAUGGCAAACUGCAGCUCUGUGGUCCUCCACAAUCAAAGUGGAAUUACAGCCCACUUCCAGUGGAAGGCUGUUGCUACUCGGGAACUGGAAGAUCAGCAAAAGCUGAGGCUGUGCCACAGGCUGCAGAGGCGGGAGAAUGAGAUGGAUUCUUUCCUCAAGGAGUGCACGGGGGUCCCCACUCUCCGAGAACACGCUCGCCUUCUCUCCCGCAGCUUCCAGAACCAGAGGGCAAAAGUGCAAGGAGACUCCAUGCUUUUCUCAAACGAUGUUUUCACCAUUGACCCAGUGGAGGGAGAUGUCUUGCCAAAUUCUUCGGUUGAAAUUAAUGUGAUCUUCAAACCCCGAGAAGCCAGAGUCUAUCAACAAACGGUCUACUGCGACAUUUCAGGCCGUGAAGCCAGGCUGCCCCUCCACAUCAAAGCGGAGGGCAUAGGGCCCCGGCUCCGCUUCAGCUUGGAGCAGCUGGACAUUGGGAAUGUUUUUUCUGGAUCAGCCCACAGCUAUGAGGUGAUCCUGUUUAACAAAGGAGCCAUCGAUGCUCCCUUCAGCUUGAUACCUCCAAGUACAGCUCUGGGCUCCUGCUUCACCUUUCUCCCCUGGAAGGGCAUUAUUUCACCAGAUGGGCUCCAGGUCAUCAAGAUCUCCUUCAGUUCCACCAUCCUGGGGAAAUUCACAGAAGAAUUCAGGUUCAGGGUGAAUGGAUCCUCUGAGCCUGUGACUUUGACUAUCAGGGGCUGUGUCAUUGGACCAACUUUUCAUUUUGAUGUACCUUCUCUCCACUUUGGUGACGUCUCGUUUGGCUUUCCUCGCACAUUGUCCUGUCGCCUCACUAACACCUCCUCGAUGCCCGUGACCUUCAACCUUCGCAUUCCUGGGGACGGCAACGGAGAGCACAGUGCCACCAGUUCUGUCCUGAUGGCAGGAAACACUCACCUGUCCCGGAGAAGGGGAGCUCAAGGGUAUAUCAGGCCAACUGAAUUUACCAUAACUCCCUGCAGAGGGACCAUCCGCCCCCAGGCAUUCUUGGAUAUCCAGGUCACUCUAUGUUCCAAUACUUUGAAGAGUUACAAACUGCCACUGGUGGUGGACGUGGAGGGUGUUGGCAAGAAGGUGUCAUCAUUGCUCCUCACAGCCAGGGCAUAG
Molecule: messenger RNA, 2073 nt
Organism: Cuculus canorus (common cuckoo)
Lineage: Eukaryota; Metazoa; Chordata; Aves; Cuculiformes; Cuculidae
Product: hydrocephalus-inducing protein homolog
Exons: 15
Coding region: 1-2073 (690 amino acids)
Biological process (GO): cilium movement; axonemal central apparatus assembly
Cellular component (GO): axoneme
Source: RefSeq, a predicted model, not a curated record